AUGUCCUCCCGUUCCCUUUACCGCCACCUCACAUCCACGACCACCCAGACAUUUCAUUGUUCGAGCCGGCCUUGCAAACUACCAGUCCACCUCCCUUCCACACCACACCUUUCCCACCGCUGCAAUAUCACCACCGCCGCCCUCUCCGACCAGCAAAUUGCCUCCCUUCGCGCCAACUCAACCCGCCUCUCCAGCCUGAUCCACUCAACCGCCACCCAUGGCGCCGCAAACCGCUACGGGUCCCACCCAGACGAGACAGGGCUAACCCGCCUCGCUCUCUCCCCAGCCGACAGGCUCGCGCGCGACUGGUUCGUCGCUGAGACGAAAUCCUUGGGUUGCGAGGUCACGGUUGAUGCUGUUGGGAAUAUCUUCGCUGUGCGUCCUGGAAUUGCCAGCAAGGAGAACGGAGGGAAGGGGGAGAGGCGACCGGCUACAUUCGCGGGCAGUCACCUCGACAGCCAGCCCACAGGCGGCCGAUACGAUGGCGUACUGGGUGUCUGCGCUGGCGUAGAGAUUCUGCGCGUGUUGGAGGAGGAAGGGAUCGAGACGCGCGGGGAUGUCGGCGUAGUGAAUUGGACGAAUGAGGAGGGGGCGCGAUGGGGGGUUAGCAUGAUGGGGAGUGGGGUUUGGAGCGGCGCGAAUGAUCUCGAUGAGGUCUGGGCGCUGCGGGAUCAGUUGGAUGGUGCUGGCAAUGAAGGGAGGGGCAGGACAGUAAAGGAGGAGUUGGAGGCCAUUGGCUAUCUUGGUUCACAUCCUGUGGGGGGGGAGGACAGGUUUCACAUGGCGGCACACUUCGAGCUCCAUAUUGAGCAGGCGCGUAGAUUGGAGGAGUUGAGAAAGAACGUGGGUGUGGUGAAGGGUGUGCAGGGCUACACGUGGCUGGAUGUGGUUGUCAAGGGGAAGCAGUCGCACGCCGGGACCACGAGGUUUGAGUAUCGCGCGGAUGCGCUGUUUGCGACGAGUCGGAUGAUCAGCACGGUGAGGGCGAUUGCAGUGGACAUGAAUGCAUUAGCAACGGUAGGCACGCUCGAGCUGAGGGGUGGCGCCAGUAUCAAUACCGUUCCUGGGGAGGUGCACUUUACGAUCGAUCUACGCCAUCCGCAUGCUGGGAAGCUUGAACAGCUGACGAAGCGGGUGAAGAGAAUGCUCGUUGAAUUCGCAGACAAAUAUUCGACGAAGGUUCAGACAGAUACGCUCUUUCAUAAUCCGCCGACGAUCUUCGACAAGCAAGCUAUGGCGUGCAUUGCAGAAUCAGCGCAAGCAGUCAUGGGGACGAAGACAGUGCCGGAGCUGACGAGCGGAGCGGGACACGAUAGUGUGCAUACGUCGAAGCAUUGUCCCACGGCGAUGAUCUUUGUGCCAUGUAAGGAUGGGUUGAGUCACCAUCCAGAAGAGUUUGCGACGGAGGAGGCAAGUGCAGACGGGGCGAGUGUGCUGUUGCAGGCUGUUGUAAGGUGGGAUCGGCAGAGAGGUGACUUGGGCGAUUAA
Messenger RNA from Cyphellophora attinorum, 1488 nucleotides. Its product is annotated as putative hydrolase. The transcript has a single exon. Lineage: Eukaryota; Fungi; Ascomycota; Eurotiomycetes; Chaetothyriales; Cyphellophoraceae. Bases 1 to 1488 code for a protein of 495 amino acids. Gene Ontology annotation, molecular function: hydrolase activity, acting on carbon-nitrogen (but not peptide) bonds, in linear amidines. The record is from RefSeq and is a predicted model, not a curated record.